Neoarthrinium moseri is the source of this 735-nucleotide messenger RNA. RefSeq lists its product as uncharacterized. The transcript has a single exon. The coding region runs from base 1 to 735 and encodes 244 amino acids. NCBI's taxonomy places the organism in Eukaryota, Fungi, Ascomycota, Sordariomycetes, Amphisphaeriales, Apiosporaceae. The record is from RefSeq and is a predicted model, not a curated record. Gene Ontology annotation, cellular component: nucleus. Gene Ontology annotation, biological process: DNA alkylation repair; regulation of DNA-templated transcription.
AUGCCCCCCAAAACCCCUAAGCGAUUUCCCACUCAUUUCCUGUGUAUUCCACUUGUUACGACAUCGUCACGGCCCCAACUAGCCUCUAGCCUCGAGUCUUUCAGCGCAGAUGUCACCAGUGCGGAUAGUUUUGCCAUACCUGCCGGUGCGAUCCGGCCCGUUGGGACAUUGCAUCUCACGCUGGGAGUGAUGAGCUUCCCGAAGAACGAGGGCCUAGAAAAGGCAGUAGAAUUGCUCAAAACGAUUGUCCCAAGGCGCAUAAUAGCCAACAUCAAAGCCGCGGCGCCCGCCAAGGAUGGACAAGAAGCAGACGGCACACCUCCACCAUUGCUGUCCGUCACACUCAAAGGCAUACAUUCGAUGCAAUCUGCUUCAAAAGCCACCACACUCUACUCGGCUCCAGAGGACCCUGAUGGGAUACUCCAGAAAUUCUGCGAGGAAGUCAAGAAGACGUUCGAGGAGGCUGACGUCAUGGAGAACGAUAAGAGACCUCUCCUCUUGCACGCCACCAUCAUCAACACCAUUUAUGUCAAGGGCAGGCGCCAGGGCAAGAAGCACGAGAAGAUAACCAUAGAUGCCCGGGGUAUCCUGGAUCGUUACGAUGACUACGAGUGGAUGCGGGAUGUGCCUGUCGAGAAGAUAGCCAUCUGCCGAAUGGGUGCCAAGGAUGUAGAGGACAGUGACGACAAGGCCUAUGAAGUCGAAGCAGAGAUUGACGUAGAAGGGACGGAAUGA